AUACUCUUAAUUGCAAAAUGAAUGUCAAAUUGAGCCAUCUUCAAAUGAAAAAUUCGUUAAUGCAUUAAACUAGAAGUUGAAUAAGAAGUGGAGCAGCUACAACUUUCGUUAUUCGUAAAUUUCUCAAGAUGACUCACUAUUCUUUAUUUUGUAUUUUAUUUGUUAUUUCAUCAUUCACAGAAAGAUGUUAUGGGUUUACUUGUGUUAAGGAAAACUCUUGUAAAUGUAGACUAGAUGAUGGGACUGUCAUUGACUUAUCGCCGUUAGCGUUGACGAGCGGAAACCCGAAAUAUAAAGAUGUACCUGACGCCGGCGCUGGUGACGUCUUCUCGUAUAACCCUUGUUACAGUUUUACAGAAAAUGCGUGUAAUGAUGUUUCAGUAUGUCAGAUACGGAAUGGUGCUGGGUUCAGUGCGGGAACACAAGAUAGUGCAAGAUUUCAGUAUGAUGAACAAAACGGACUGGCUCUUGUGUAUUCAGCAACGAGUGAUGUAUUGAGAACUACAUAUACGUAUCUCCAGUGUGAACCUGAUCAGGAGGGAGCUUUAAAUGUACUAGGUGAAAUUGUAGCUGAUGGUAACUAUUAUUUGUAUUUGGCUAGCAAAUACGCCUGUCCAACUAAAGACACGUCUGGUUCCAGUGGUGGUUUGUCUGGUGGAUCUAUUCUUUUGAUUGUAGUUGUUGUCUUAUUAUUUGUUUACCUUAUCGGAGGUUUCGCAUUCCAAACAGCUGUGAAAAAGGCAGAGGGCAAAGACAGAAUACCAAACUUUGGUUUCUGGGUGGCAUUACCAGGCUUGAUUAAGGAGGGAUUUUCCUUGACCUUCAAUACAGCAAAAUUAAAGGCUGGAUAUAAUUCGAUAUGAGAUUUUAUGAAUGAAUAUGUGGAUUAUGGAAUAGACAUUUGGACACAAUAUUUUAAAUGUGGCCAACUAUAUACAUGGCGAUGUAAUAGACUAUUGCUUUUAACUGAUCCUGUUAUAUGAAUAUUCAGUAUAAAAUAUAUUGUUUUAGAAUGUAUAUGAAUAUAUGUGUU
Mytilus californianus (California mussel) is the source of this 1033-nucleotide messenger RNA. RefSeq lists its product as uncharacterized. The coding region runs from base 129 to 863 and encodes 244 amino acids. Gene Ontology annotation, cellular component: trans-Golgi network. Lineage: Eukaryota; Metazoa; Mollusca; Bivalvia; Mytilida; Mytilidae. The transcript has 7 exons. The record is from RefSeq and is a predicted model, not a curated record.